Molecule: messenger RNA, 1107 nt
Organism: Bolinopsis microptera
Lineage: Eukaryota; Metazoa; Ctenophora; Tentaculata; Lobata; Bolinopsidae
Product: recQ-mediated genome instability protein 1-like
Exons: 3
Coding region: 1-1107 (368 amino acids)
Biological process (GO): resolution of meiotic recombination intermediates; double-strand break repair via homologous recombination
Cellular component (GO): nuclear body; RecQ family helicase-topoisomerase III complex
Molecular function (GO): nucleotide binding
Source: RefSeq, a predicted model, not a curated record
AUGGCUAACAACAGAUAUCAUGGAGACAGGAGGGGAGUGUUUGCCUCUGAUGUAACAACUAUGAGUGGAGCUAAGAUUGAGAUACCUGGAACAUUGACACUACAGUACAGCACUCAGAACAGCACUCAGAACAACAGCCAGUAUAACGGUCCUGCACCCUCCCGAAUGUUGUUCUUAACUCUGACAGACGGUACCAAUAUAGUAAAUGGUAUGGAGUAUAAACCUUGCUCCCAGCUAUCUGUUAACCUUCUCCCUGGAACUAAGAUCCUGGUAUCUAACGUUACUGCUAGGAUUGGUGUGUUGUUGUUACAACCAGGUGCCAAUACCGCCCACAACCCUUACACUGCUACUAAUAACCCUACCAAUCAGAAUACAGCAAAGCGUAGUCACUCUACUCAGCAGAAACUCAACACAGUUCCUUCAAGACAGGAACCUUCUCUGGCACACAAUAAUUCCAAUGUUUCUGCGAAAGUAGCUCCUUCUAGAGCUCAUUCAGUUAACUCUGUGUCACACAGUAGUAAGAGAUUGAAAAUAGACCCUUCCUCAUCUAGUGAACUACAAAUAACCGAACAUGAUCUUGACGAUGAUUUUGAGGAGUUCUUUGAACCUGAUGAAAAUUUCACUACAGAUUUAGAGGAACCUAAAGUGAAGAUUCCGUCAGUUCCUGAAAUACCACCAGAUAUAAUACCGAUCAGCUGUUUAACCACAAACUUACCAUUCCCAGUAAAGAUAAGAGCCACAAUCUGCAGCCUCGCCUCUAAACUCCGAUCUGAUCCAGAGUGGACCUCGCAAGCUCUGCUGAGUGACAGGUCGGGUACUAAAAACAUUCGCCUCAGUGAGAAACUACUGGCUAAACUUAUCGGCUUUACGUCUCAGGAGUUUAAAAAGUUGAAACCUGUCGGAGCGACCAACCCGGGGAUAAAAGCGUUUUUAAGGAAAGGUCUGGAAACUUUUCAGGAGGAGGUGGCAUUUAAAACAGGCGUGUUCACCGUUCAGUUGAACACUGUACAGAACAACUUGUCGCUUUUUGAAGUGGUGGAGUUUGAGAAGAUUGAUGAGGUUAGUGAGAGGAAUCUGAAGGAAUAUGUUACAGCAACUGUGCAGUGA